Hirundo rustica (Barn swallow) is the source of this 1309-nucleotide messenger RNA. Its product is annotated as gonadotropin-releasing hormone II receptor-like. Lineage: Eukaryota; Metazoa; Chordata; Aves; Passeriformes; Hirundinidae. Gene Ontology annotation, cellular component: membrane. The transcript has 4 exons. Gene Ontology annotation, molecular function: peptide binding; gonadotropin-releasing hormone receptor activity. Gene Ontology annotation, biological process: G protein-coupled receptor signaling pathway. Bases 86 to 1309 code for a protein of 407 amino acids. The record is from RefSeq and is a predicted model, not a curated record.
ACCUGCCCGCUCCCCCUCGUGCCCCAGAGCAGAUGCAGGAGCCCUCGGCACAGAGCCUGGGCACUGUGUGAGCAUCGGCCCUGCCAUGGCCUGGCUGCGGAACGCCAGGCAGGACACCCCGGACGCAGGCUGGGGCCAUCCAGACGUGGGAAACGGCAGCGCGGAGCCCCCCGGCAUCGCUCCCCCCGAGUGGGGCUGCGCCUGGAGCCCCCCCGAGGAGAACGGCGAGGAGCCCCUGCGGCUGCCCACCUUCUCCCCCGCCGCCCAGGUGCGCGUGGCCGUCACCUUCGCCCUCUUCGCCCUCUCGGCCGGCUGCAACCUGGCGGUGCUGCGGGCGGUGGGGGGCCGGGGCAGCGGCCGGCGCCCCCACAUCCGCCUGCUGCUGCGGCACCUGGCCGCCGCCGACCUGCUGGUCACCGUGGCGGUGAUGCCGCUGGACGCCGUCUGGAACAUCACGCUGCAGUGGCGGGCGGGCGACCUGGCCUGCCGCCUGCUCAUGUACCUGCGGCUGCUGGCCAUGUACGCCUCCGCCUUCGUCACCGUGGUCAUCAGCCUGGACCGGCAGGCCGCCAUCCUGCGCCCGCUGGCCAUCGCCCGCGCCCGCGCCCGCAACCGCGCCAUGCUGCACGCCGCCUGGAUCCUCAGCGCGGGGCUGGCCGUGCCACAGCUGUUCCUGUUCCACACCAUCACCCUGCGGCCGCCGCACAACUUCACCCAGUGCACCACGCGCGGCAGCUUCCCCCGGCCCUGGCAGGAGACCCUCUACAACAUGGUGGGCUUCUCCUGCCUCUUCCUGCUGCCGCUGCUCAUCAUGGUCUGCUGCUACGCCCGCAUCCUGCUGGAGAUCUCCCGCCGCAUGGGCUCCGGCCUCUUCUCCUCGCAGGACGCGUCGCUGCGCUGCUCCCGGAACAACAUCCCCCGAGCCCGGCUGCGGAUGCUGCGGAUGAGCCUGGUCAUCGUCUCCUCCUUCAUCCUCUGCUGGACCCCCUACUACCUGCUGGGGCUCUGGCACUGGUUCUGUCCCCGCGUCAUGGAGAAGAGGAUCUCGCCGGCCCUCACCCACAUUCUCUUCAUCUUUGGCCUCUUCAACGCCUGCCUGGACCCCAUCACCUACGGGCUCUUCACCAUCCCGCUCCGGGGCCGCUGGGGCUGCCCGUGCAGGCACGGCCCCCCGGCCCGGCCCCCCUCCCCGGCCACCGGCUCCUUCCGCUGCUCGGCCUCCUCCCUGCCACCCCGGCGGGGAGCCCAGGCGGGGCAGAGGUGCCGAGGGGCUGCCAGGGACGCAUCCUGUCACAGCAGCUCGCUGUGA